AAAAUCCGUGACGAAGUUUCUUGAAACACAGACCUAACGCCCUGUACACAUUAGUUGUCAUUUGACGUUUAAAAAUGCUCGAAAUUCAGUGGUGAAACGUUUAAAAAUGUUCGAAAUUCAGUGGCCAUAUGUAACAAAAUUAAAAUCAGUAGUAUACAGCCUAAAAAAGGAAGUGCAACAAACUGAAAAGUAUGCGACUCUACUUGAUAAGUUAAAAGACCAUGCCAUCGUGACUUUGGAAAAUAAGAAGCUGAAUUUUAGGAAAAAUAUUACAAUUCCGAAAAUUUUCUAUGGAGCUCAAUACGAAGACAAGAGAUACAUACCAGUUACAAUUAUUGAUAAAAUAAUUUAUAUAAUAGACAAAGACAUCAGCUCCAUCCAGAACAAAUAUGACUUGAUCAUAAGCGACCUUCGCGAAAUGAAGGAGAACAUUCAGGAGCGAAUAAGGAUCGUGGAAAAAACGGAACUAAUCAUGAAUCUGCUACAGUACAGGAUGUACGAGAUCCGUUACGAUUUCACGAUGAAAUUCAAUCAAUUAACUCAACAGAGAAACGAACUCAAGACCGGAAUGAUGUUGAAGGAAACAGAGUCGCAGGCUGCUUUCAAAAUCAUAGAAACAGAAAAAGAGAUUGCAGAGUGUCAAAAUACGUACGAUGCGCAGCAUAGAUGUGUCAAGGAACAGAUGCUGGAAGCGCAAGCUCGUUACGAAAAGUCAGUAAACAUACUCGACAAUGGUUUGGAAGUGAUGAAAAAGAAUUUUUCGAAUUUACUAUUACUACUGGAAGCAGAAAAGGCUAUAAUGGAAGAAAAACAGUUUAGUUUGGAAGAUGUCAAGAAUUUUAUAGCAAUGGAAAAUGUUGAGGCAGUUAUGGAGAGAUUUACGGAAAUGCAAACGGAAGGAUGGAAGACUCGUGCCGUAGAUAACGUUUCAGACUUACCUGCUACUAAAGGUUUGAAGAUUACUUCCACUGGUUUAUUAGUCACGGAAUCCGGUCGCCAGGUCACGUAUCAAGAAGCACGAGAGCAGAAAUUGUUAGACAACAUCAAGAUAUUUGAUUUUGUCUACGAACAGGAUAAAAAAUCAUCUAAUGAUCUUAUGUCUGUAAAGUCAGCAGACGAAUCAAAAAGUUCAGGAGACAGCAGCCGAAUGACCUCAGAAGACGUAAACUACCUGAAAGAGAAUCUGGGCAUACCUUUAACGUUAGCUCUGGCCGAGAUUACAACUGUUCAACCAAAGGAUCCGAUACACUAUCUAGGUCAUUGGCUGUUCAAAUACCGGUAUAACCAGGAGAUGUCCGAUAUACAAACGAUCGAGAUCAAUCAGCUAUGUGAAGAGAGAGACCGAAUAGCUAGAGAAAGAUGGCACAAAUUCAUAGAGGAAGAGGCUCGAACUGCUGUUAUAGACAUGAUCCUCAGAGCUGAGGAGCAAGCAACGCGCAACGAAUGGAUAAGAAUCCAGAGAGAAUUAGAAGAGGAGGAAGAACAUGAAGAGCGGUUAGCAGAUGGAGCAACAGACGUCUUCGUAUGAUUGCUCGUCAAUGGAGUAUUUUUUAAUUACAGUGGUUUUCAACCCCCCCCCCCACUUAUUUUUGAACGAUUUCAGGAAUCAAGUUAGCUAUAAUAGCUGAAAUUCACGUUGAUAGAAUUAUUGCAUAUAUACUUUUUUAGCCUAAAAGUGGCGGUUGAAAAUUUCAAUAGGGCGGAUGGUCGACAUCUUGAAACGUUUUUUAAAUAGAAUGGGAGCCAUGAGAUCUAUCUUUUUUUGAAGUUAUUUACAAACCUAGAAUAUAAAACCAUAGCUAAGAUAACAAACAGCUAUCAAACUUUUCUGUCAAAACGGCCGCCUUUUCGGCGGAGAAAGUCCAAUGUAAAUUGCCCCAGUAGAUGAAAGUCGGUGUUGCCACGUACCUCAACCGAACCUAAAACACUUUCUCUUCAGCUAGGAUACUUCAACAUACACAGCGAGUUUUUAAUGUGUAAGCGAUCGAUCAUUCCUAUAUUUUAAAAACCUAUAAAAGCUAAUUAUACAAAUUGUAGGCAACUGUUCGCUCCACAAAUAGCACAACUAUACAGUGUG
This is a messenger RNA of Acanthoscelides obtectus, 2077 nucleotides long. The record is from the annotation of a GenBank genome assembly. Lineage: Eukaryota; Metazoa; Arthropoda; Insecta; Coleoptera; Chrysomelidae.